Messenger RNA from Spinacia oleracea (spinach), 3564 nucleotides. RefSeq lists its product as uncharacterized. Gene Ontology annotation, molecular function: nucleic acid binding; RNA-DNA hybrid ribonuclease activity. The record is from RefSeq and is a predicted model, not a curated record. The coding region runs from base 1 to 3564 and encodes 1187 amino acids. Lineage: Eukaryota; Viridiplantae; Streptophyta; Magnoliopsida; Caryophyllales; Amaranthaceae. The transcript is spliced from 6 exons.
AUGGAUGUCUCUGAUGCUGCAAACUUGUUUAGUUGUACAAAUCCAAACUUUUGUAAUGGGGUAGAUGCUGUAGGAAGUAGUGGGGGGUUACUUAUUUUAGGUUGGAGUAGCCUUGUUAUAUCUUGUAUUCAAAGAUCCCCUAAUUUUGUACUUUGUAAAAUCGUUGAAGUUAAUGGAAAUAUAUCAUAUGUAGUAUUUCUUUAUGGAGCGCCUCUCGUUGAUGAUAGGAAGAGAGUUUGGGAUCAAUUGUUACAAAUACUUUCUUUUUAUCCAAAAUGUUUAAUUUUAGGUGAUGUUAAUCAAGUUGAACGUUUUGAGGAUAAAUUAGGGGGGAGGAAUGUAAUUGAAGGUUGGGAUUUGUUUAACCAAUUUCGCUUACAAAGUAACCUUCUUGAAAUUCCUUUUUCUGGACCAAGAUUCACGUGGACUAACAAAAGAGAGGUUGGGCAUCUUAUUAUGGAACGUCUAGAUAGGGGUUAUAUGACGAAUGAAUGGUUUGUAACCUUCCCGGACAGUAAAAUAUCCAACCAACUACUUAUUGCUUCAGACCAUUCAGCAAUUGUUUACAAUGAUGAUGUAGUUUUAUUAAAGAAAACGCGACCAUAUCAAAUUGAAAAUUGGUGUCUUCAAUUUGUGGAAGUUUGUAAGUUAGUCGAUGACGUUUGGAAAGUUAAUAUUCAAGGUUCUCCUAUGUUUUUGCUCUCUCGAAAGCUAGUUACCCUUCGUCUUAAAAUUAAGUCAUGGUGUCUUAAGAAUAAAAAAUCUUGGGGUGUCAACUGGAGAAAGAUGAAUGAAAACCUUAAUACUAUUGGUUCAUCUGUGAAGAAUAUACACCAAGGGGAGGAAUAUAUUGACAAAGUUGACAAUGCUUUCUCUGAAGCGUCUAUCAAGGUUCAAUUUUGGAAGCAAAGAAUGAAAGAACGUUGGGUGGCUGAAGGGGAUUUGCCAACAUCGCUGCUUUAUUCUAGGGUUAAGGUCAGACAGAAAAAGAAUGAAAUAUUGACUCUUAAAGAUCAAAAUGGUACAUGGGUUGAGGGGCAACAGCAAGUUCAGAGACUAGUGGUUGAUUCCCUUAAGAAUGUUUUCAAUUGCGAUCGUGCUCUACCACAUAAUGACGAUAUUGAGAUGGUUAUAAGGGAGUUAGAUUUGCCUCGUCUCACAGAUGCUCAUGUCUCUAUGCUGGAACACACCUUUACUGAUAAAGAAAUUAAGGAUGUCAUGUUUGCUAUGGAUGAUUCAAAAUCUCCAGGUCCAGAUGGGUUUACGGCUGUUCGUAGUUUCUUGAAGACAGGUUACCUCCUCAAAGAAUGGAAUCAUUCCUUGUUGGUUAUGAUUCCAAAGCGGGAUAUUCUAGAAAAUACUGGGCAUCUAAGGCCAAUAAGCUUGUGCAAUACAGUGUAUAAGUGUGCUUCAAAGUGUAUGGUUGCAAGGUUGAAAUUGGUUCUUCCCAGCAUUAUCUCACCUUCUCAACAUGCGUUUAUCUCUGGUAGAUUCAUGACAGAUUCUGAGUCACGAAUAUCUUACAAAGUGUUAAUCAAUGGUCAUACUUCAGAUCAGUUUAGACCAAAUUGCGGAAUUCGUCAAGGUGAUCCCUUAUCCCCCUUUCUCUUUCUCUUCUGCAUGGACAUUUUGUCUCGAAUGCUUCAAUUAGGAAAUGAUUUAAAGCAGUUCAAAGUUGUUUGGAAGUUCCUGUGUCGAUUACGACGAAAUUGGACUCUAUUAUCACUAGGUUUUUGGGCUGGUAAAGCUAGCAAGGGUAUGCAUUGGGUGAAGAGGAACAUUCUACAUUUACCUCGAGGGCUUGGGGGUUUGGGAAUUCGGAGUUCGUCUUGCCUUAAUAAAGCUUUACUUAUGAAGUUAGCCUGGAGAUUACAUAGUAAACCCAAUUCUAUGUUGGCUGAGGUUGUUAAUAAAAAAAUUGUUAAACCCCUAAAGACUGGAAUUCAAGCUUCUUUGGUUGGUCGUGGUUUGUCUUUGGGUAUGCGAGGAAUUGGAAGAGCCAGCAACCACAUUCUUAGAGGUUGUAUUUGGAAAGUUGGUAAUGGGAAGAAGAUUGUGGCAGGAAGAGAUAAAUGGGUGAAUGGUGAUACACCCGUUUUUAGCUCUACGGUUACUCUCAGGCAGGCUAAGGAUUGGAAGGUUCAUCAUUUCAUCCUUCCUGCGGGUUCGGGUUGGAAUCAUGGGGAAAUUAAUUCCUGUUUCGAGUUCUCCGACGCUCGAAGAAUAGUAGGUAUGGAACUUCCUUCUGAUGAGGCUGAAGAUUUCCUUUACUGGAAAUUUCAUAAAUCGGGGAAUCUAACAGUUAAAACAGCCUACGCUAUGCUAGCAACAGAAGUUGCAAAUAAACUUGGCUUUGAUAUAGGGAAUGGUGAUUUCAAGACCUUAUGGUCUAUGAACAUUCUUCCUAAAUGGAAAUUGUUCUUGUGGAAACUUCUUCAUAAUGGUAUCGCUACUAAGGUUAAUCUUGGGCAAAGAGGUAUUCAACUUUUUAUGAUGUGUGAUCUUUGUGGUAUGGGGGAUGAAGAUAAUCAACAUCUCUUCCGGUUUUGUGAUUUAGCGCAACAAGUUUGGAGGAAUGGAGCGUUAGUAAUCCAUUCAGAAUUCAACGAAACUAUGUCUUUCAAAGAGUGGUUUCUGUUUUAUAUCCGACUAUUCCAACGUCGGGAUGGCAAGAAUAGCCCAAGAUGUAUUUAUUUUAUUAGUACUCUUUGGGGUUUGUGGUUAUCUAGGAAUAACCGCAUUUUUAGGAAGGAAGCUACUACUGUUUCAGCUGUUCUCGCUUUCAUUAAGAUUGGCCUGGAUCAACAUGGAAUUCUGCAAGAUCAACGUAAACCUUUUUUAAGGUUUAUGCAUACAUCAGAGGGGAUUUCUGUUUUUCCUCCAGGGUUUUCGAGGGUCAUUUUAGUUGGAGCGGAAGAUCAUGGUCCAAUUAGUACCAUCGUGAUUGAUGGUUCGUGGCACAAAAACACUAGGAAUGCAGGUAUGGGUUGGUGUCUUGACAACCAAUAUACUCCGAGUGAUAGAAUUCUAGGAGGAGCUCAAUUUGGUUCUGCGGAUUCUGCUCUUCAGACAGAGGUUACGGCAUGUUUUCUUAUCUUACGUUGGGCUGCUGAGGCUGGGAUUGGAAGAGUUACAAUUUUUUCAGACUCUCAACGACUGGUUGAUUUGCUAAGAUCGGAUGAUGUGACAGACAUUCAACUCAUUUGGACGCUUGCUGAAAUUAGAAGGAUUGCCAAAAACUUUAACUGGUGUUGCGUCAACAAGAUUGUCAGUUUUCAAGUUAUGACAGAGCAGAUUGACGAAGUAAGAAGCGAAUGGGUGCACCAUGUUGUUCAACAACUAUGUUCUGAAAGUGAAGUAGACAAGACCUCUAAUGAAGUUGCGGAUGUAGCAGGGAAGCAGCGCCCACAAAAGCCAGCUGAGAAGCAAGAUGGUUUGCAGGAACAUGUGAAAGAAGAUGCUGAAGAAGGCAAGAAAGUUGCGACAGAUGCAAGUAGGAUUAGGGAUAAGGAAGCAGGGGAUCCUUCUCAAGUAACUACUACUCCUGAAAAUUAUUUAUACUAA